AUGGCGACCAGCGCCAAUGACAAGCCCAGAAACGUUCUGCUGAUGGUAGCAGACGACCUUGGGCGGGACUACCUAGCGUGCUAUGGCAACAGGACAAUUAAGACACCCAAUAUUGACAGACUUGCCGCAAGUGGCACUCGCUUCGCCUCAGCCUUCGCCUCAACAGCCUCUUGCUCUGGCUCCAGAUCAACAAUCUACACGGGUCUUCAUACACAUCAGAACGGCCAAUAUGGCUUGGAGCACGACUGGAACCACUUCAUGACUCACGAACACAUCGAGACCGUACCAAAAGCUUUCAACAGCCUUGGCUUCCUGACGGGCAUUAUAGGCAAAGUGCACGUAGGUCCAAGGCGAGCAUAUCCAUGGGAAGUGUUCGAAAGUAGUCAGAGUCGGAACGUAAAGUGGGUGGCGGAACGGGCAGCAGCAUUGUUUGACAGAGCUAGUGACGAGGACAAGCAAUUCCAUCUCACGAUUGGCUGGACAGAUCCCCACCGUGAUGAGACACGAGGCGGAUUUGCGAAUGAUUUCCCUGAAGUCAUCGAUGCUGGACUGGAUGCGGAGGUGCCCGACUAUGGUCUGAACGAAGUCGAAGUGCAGAGAUUUAUGACAGAUGUGCCGGAGCUGAGGACCGAGCUAGUGCAGUACUACAAAUCUAUCAGCCGGAUGGAUCUGGGCGUCGGACUCGUCAUGGAAGCUUUAAGGGAAAGAGGGCUAGAGGAGAGUACUCUAAUUGUCUUUAUGAGUGACAAUGGCGCCCCAUUUAUCAACUCGAAGACCACGAUGUAUGAUGCGGGCGUACAACUGCCACUCAUCAUCCGUCAGCCAGGACAGCCUUCUGAUAUCGUGAACCCGAAUAUGGCGUCCUUCUUAGAUAUCCUGCCGACCUCGCUAGCCUGGACAACAGGCACGCAAGAUCCACCGCUCAUCAACGACGAGCCGAUUGAUACCAAGAAGUCGCCAACACGACUGGGCAACAGUCUGCUUCCGAUACUAGGAGACACAGAUCUGAUACCUGUUUCAGAGUGGAAACACCAUGUAACAGGAAGCCACACUUUUCACGAGGUGCAGAACUACUGGCCGACUCGCUACAUACGUACACAUCGCUAUAAGUACCAUCGCAACAUAGCAUACCGUCUCGACUUUCCGUUCGCCGCUGAUCUGUACGGGUCGCUAUCAUGGGAAGGCGUGAGAAACCAAGACGGACCACAGCCGAUCGUGAUCGGUAAGCGACCACUAGAGCAGUAUCUCUUCCGCGGACCAGAGGAAUUAUACGACCUCGAACGCGACCCAGAUGAGGUGACUAGUGUUGUCCACCAGGAGGAGUAUAGAGAAGUCCUGCAGUGGUGCAGACAAAUGGUCGAGGCAUGGCAAUAUGAGACUGCUGAUCCAUGGCUGUUCAAGGAUGGCGUGAGUGCUACUGUCAUGGAGAUCUAUGUUAAGCAAGGAUUGAAACUUCCGGACCGAUACGAGAUAGAUCUCCAAGAUCCUGGGACGAAGCAUGCGAAGGCAUGGGCGCCGCCAAGAAGACCAGAGAGUCUGGAGCCGCCUGCAAUUACCUCUCAGCCCGCGCAGACGCCGCAGACGCCACAGGCGGUGAGUACAUCGCAGACAGUGGGUAUGAGAGCGACAACGACUGCACCAGCGAAAGCUUGGUCGAACUUUGUUUCAUGGUGGCAGGACAGCUGA
Molecule: messenger RNA, 1686 nt
Organism: Recurvomyces mirabilis
Lineage: Eukaryota; Fungi; Ascomycota; Dothideomycetes; Mycosphaerellales; Teratosphaeriaceae
Exons: 1
Coding region: 1-1686 (561 amino acids)
Molecular function (GO): arylsulfatase activity
Source: RefSeq, a predicted model, not a curated record